GAAACUUCAUUUUGUAAGUUAACAUUCUAUGUGAUAAUUACAUUACUAACAACCAGUAAUUAAUGGUGUUAGAAUAUAAUUUGAUGACAUUUACCUACAACCGGCUUCUGAUAUUCAUGGAUCAUGAAGGUUUGUUCUAGAACUUUCCACCAUGACUAUCCGCUCCAGCAGCAGCUUUGAGUCAUGGAAGGUGUAUCCCAGGGUACACUACUUCCGGAAACGAUUCUUGGACUUGUAUCCUCGAUUCAAACGAGUGAUUGGUUCUCUUCGAUUCAACAUCAAUUUUGAUCUGAUGUGGAGAAUUGAUAAUGCUUUCAACUGGUUUCAAAAUGAUUUGGAAAUCGUCUUCGUUGGAAAUGCUGUCCUACCGAAAGAAAACGCCUUCGUUGACAUCAAUCCAGAGCCAAAGGCCUCUCACAGUGCAUCGGGGUCACAUGAAGGCGUUGGCAAUAUUGACCUUACGCAAGAAAAGGCCUUUGUCCACAUCAGUGCAGAGCAACAGACCUCUCACCAUACAACGGGGUCGCGCGUAUUUCUGUGUUAUGUACAACAGACCAAUGAGCAGUUCAUCCAGACUUUGGAUAAUGUUUUGGACUAUCUGUGCGCCAACAUUUCUGCCAGAGAGCCGCUGUUUUGGAUUGUGGACCUUGCAAAUAGCCCCACACCACAGGAACAAGCAUUUAUUAACAAUUACAUCAGCACUAAGGCAGAGAUGAUGAGUAGGGUAUUAUUUGGCUCAGGACAACUCGAGGUUGCUACAACUAUAUCGGAUUACAUAGAAGAGAAUUUGGCGGAUAUUUUCGGCCUCAUCAGUGAAUGUCUAUUGUCAGUUGGCAUGACAUCCACAUUUCGAAAGCGAGGAGGGAUUGUCAUUGACAACAGUAAUUACAAAGGGCGAUUUAACACUGACAUGAGAGCAUACAUGCGCGAAUAUGACAGUGAACACGAUCUUGAUAAAACGCAAUUAAGCAGAAUGUUUAAAUGCAAUUUCUUAAUUGAUUAUUUUGUUAGAAAGUACUCAAUCCCAGCAGGUACGGUCAAUUUGAUUCUCGAAGAAAAUGACUACGAGAAACGAUUCACCAACCGUAUUGCUUCCGCAAUGCAAACAGAGAUAAAAAACAUGGGAUGGGAUCUAAAUAAACACAAGAAAAAUUACACUUUGGGGUGGAUACUAAAUGCAAUUUCUGACGUUAUUAAACUUUUAGAGGAGGCAUGUGAACAAACUAGGGAAACGCUAUCAGUUAUGAAGAAGAUGUUAUUUGAAGUCAACAAUUACCUGCAUCAAUCCCCUUUUGGAAAUUAUACGAAUCUGAAAGACAAAUCCCCUGUUGUGUCACAAACUUUGAGGAAGAAACUUUUGGGGAUUCCCGGUGUUUACUGCAUUGGAACAGUUUUCGGCGAAUUCACGAUUUAUUUAAAGCCAGAAUGCGGCGAAGAAGUUAUGGUUGAUUACGAGGAUGGGCGCAAAGUACAACCACAUUAUAACGUACAUGCGAUGGACGUAGACAGUUUGGAAAUUGACUUCAAGAAUUGUCGCAAAGAUAUUCGAAAACUAAUGAAGGACAAUUCAUUCCAUUAUCCAUAUACAAUUGAGGUUGUGAGAAUUAAAUUGACGGCGCAAUUUGAGGUUGAAGAUGGCAAGACGAUCAGUUCUCCGUGGCCUGAUCAGACGCCUAGCGAAUAUCGCCGUGGAACUCUUGGAGGUAUUGCGAGAGAUGAUGAUGGAAACCUGUUUGGUCUGACGUGCGCCCAUGUGGUUAGCAGUCCACAUCCUGGGCAUGCGGUUUUCAUAAACGAAGGACAGGAAAUUCAUCAUUUUGCAACCAGCUCGCCUUUAAUGACUGUCGCCUUUGGAGAAAAUCCAACUUUCACUCUUGUUGACGUGGCCGCAGUGAAGGUAGAACAAGAUAUGUAUGAUUAUUGCAACAUAUACAUGAAGGACGAGGAAGGCGUUCAUAAGCCAUGGGCUUUGUACGAAAGCCGUCAGGAUGCUGUUGCUGACGAACGUGUUGUUUAUAAAUAUGGAGCUACUACCGGAUUUACUCGCGGAUUGGUUGCAAGCGCCGAUUUGGAGCUUCCUGUACCAGACUUGCCUGGUGCAAUACAACCGCCUGAUAGCCACCUUAUUUUGAUCGAUUGUCUGCCUGAUAUACCGGAACACAAACGGCCAUUUUCGGGUAGAGGUGACAGCGGGGCAAUCGUUUGUUUUGAGAUGCCUAUGGACAAUUUUAGUGUGAUAAACACGGUAACACGAUCAACUGUAUUUGCUCUGUCGAUGAUUCAUGCUGGUGAAAUGACAGUAGAUGGAGAUACGUCGUCCAAAAGUGUUUCUUUUAUGCUAGCGACUGGUUUUCGGUUAUUGAUGGCACAAUCAAAUGUUCAAUUGAAAUGUCCGAUACCACAAUAAGCAGGAAUCCGGAUUGUGUGUUUUGUGAUAUAAGCCUUGAACUAUCAUACGUUACGUUUAUUCUUGUGCGCACAUGUUAUGGUGUUUCUAUUGGUAUAGGCAAUUUUAGAUGAUCAACCUAUGAUUGCGCUAAAAAUAACACGAAAAGCAAAAGUUGAAGAGUGUUUUACUUUGUGUGAUAUAAUCUGUAUAUACAGAAAUGAACAUUUGUAUACAAAAUUAGUCAUUGACUACUCAUAGCUAAUAUAUGCGGAUGGAUUAUAAUAAUACAAUGUUAUAUAAUAACUUCAUGUACAAUUGGAUACUUUUUAAACACAACACUUUUCAAACUUGAAUAUCUCAAUUAUUAUUAAAGAUUUGGAUUAAAUGUUUUACAUGUGAUUAUAAAAUGAUUAAAUUGAAAUAAAUUUAGAAUAACAUUGCGUUUUAUCAUUUUCACAUGCAAAAAGAUAAAACAAUACAUACCCCACGUGCUAAAGCGUCUUAUAGUCACUGACGAAUUAUUUUAUCGUGAGCAUGCUCAGAAUGUAGCCAACUGAUCACGUGUACAAUUUUAAAUCCAAAUCUUAACUGAGAUAUUCAAGUUUGAAUAGUGUUGCGUUAGAAAAGUCUCCCAAGUGUACAAUAAGUUGAUGUACAUUAUUUGAUCAAGUACACAGCUGACAUUCCAUAUUGAACGAGUCCAAUCUUAGUAUGGGGUAAGCGAAUUUGAGUGUACCAGUUUUGGACGAAUUAAGCAUAGCACAGUAUUUAGCAGUAUUUUACACAAAUCUGUUAGGUAAAUUAACUAAUUAUUAUAUACUUAAACUAUACAAUCUGUCUAAUUAAGCAACGUUAGACGUUAGUUGUUAAUCUAUAUAUCUCAAGAAUGAGAUUAUUAGACAAUUUAUUUUGAACAUGAUUUAUAUCUAGAACGCAUUAUUUUACUAUGUUUUCUCAGGUUUGGAAUAGUUUUAAAGGUACGUAGACGACUGGAACUGUUUCUUGAAGUUUCUACAUUUAUUAACAAUAUUGCAUCAAAUUCGAUCCUUCGCGGUAAAACUGAGCUCGAAAUAUAAACGAUAAUAUAUUGGGGUGAUAUAUGGUAUCCAUUGAUAUUAGACAAUAUAUUGUUAAAAAUCUUGUUGAAAUAACACGAUGUAUUCCUCGCUAUCUGUAUAUAAUUUUGUUGCGUCACUUUUUAUUUAUCUUUCAACAAAAUAUGUUUGAACUAUUGCGUACUUUAAACAGUUUGGUAGAUUAGGUACAGUGAGUACCAAAAUAAAGUUUAUGUUUUGCUAAAAAAAUUGCAAUCUUUCGUGGCGCAGUGGUAGCGCAUAAUCUUUAACUGCCAGGUCCCGGAUUUGAAUCCCUGGGAUUGCAAUAUGUUUUUUUUAAAUAUUAUAAUUAGUUAAGACUAUUGAAAUCAUUUUCAAUUUGUUAGUAAACAUAUUAAAUUUGUUAUAUUGAUCAUAAAUACGAAAACCUGUGAACAAGUCAUGUUAAUAAAGUGCUUAUUUAGAUUCAAGUGCUCAUUUAGAUUGUUUGAUUGAGCAUCUCUACUGUGUUAUCAUUCGUCCGUAAUUAAGUCGUGACAGUCGUUAUUUGCUGUCUUUUCUGUAUUUUCGUGCAUCACCAUGUUAUCUGGAGUAGAUUAAAUGUCCCUAAAUUGACCGGAUUUUGUAAUUAUAACGAAUACAAAUGCAUCCAAUUGUCAUAAAAUUAUAUGAUCUUCUCUUAAAGUUUAACGCUCCAAAAUCAACGAAAAUUUCGUACAAUAUUUCGUAAAAUAAAGUUAAACAAUGAAAAAUCAGUAUUCCUUAUGGCAAAUGCUGAAAUUUCAACGCCAGACGUGGUAAAAUAGAUGUUUGUAGAUACAAAAUGCUCGUUUUUAUUAUUGUUUUGCACUUAACACUAACUUAUUACCAUUUUAGUGUUCGUGUGUCGUAUGGAUAUAUAUAUAUUCGCGGGAAAUUGAAAUGGAAUUAAUUAUGUCACAAAUAAAUAAAAACGAGCAUUUUUUAUCUAAAAAAAAUCUAUGUAAUCAUACCACAUCUAGCGUUGAAAUAGUAGCUAUGGCUAUAAGGAACACUGAUUGUGUAGGUGUUAAGUUAAUUUACGAAAUUUCCGUUGAUUUUGAGCGUUAAAGAGACUUUAAUAUCAGAUAAAAAUAUGAUGAAGCGCGGGUCUUGUCAAUGAAUGUUUAAAACGAGUAAAUAGAACACUACAAUUAUUAGCCUUAUGAAGUUAGACACAUUUAGUCCGUGGAUUUGAGAAUAGUUGUUUUUUCCCCGACACAAUUUUGAUGCUAUUUGUAUUCUGGCGAUCGAUUUGAUCCAUCAUCAGUGUUUUGUCAUAUGAUUUUAGUAUGUUAUUAUUAUUUCACGACAUGUUAAAGAAUAUACUUGUUUAUAUUUUUUGAUGUGUGGCAAAUACUGUAAUGCGCUAAGAACAUUUUUUACUAUUAAUUUAUGCAGUUUAAUUUGUUUUCCUAUCAAUUGUUACUAGUAUGUUAUAGCUUUAAGUUUAACAUGUGAUAAACAGUGGCACCACAGAGUCAUAGAAAUCAGAAAAUAAGAUUUUAAUUAAAUAAUUAUGAGAAUUAUACACGAUAGUGUACACCUGUUCGCCAUUCGCCUCCAAGUUUGUAAAUGUUUUAAUUAAAUAAAUCGCUAAUGUUGCGUUGGUAUUUCCAUCGUUUACUGACAAAGUGAAAUUAUGAUUGUAACAAAUAAACUGAAAUAUUGUAUUGUAUUUUAAAGAAAUUCUUAUGAUCCAAUUUAUAUGCAAUUUAAUGCACAAUGGUCUAAGCCCUUCCCAUGCGGCGACCGGAUUCAUCCGGUCAAGCAAUUCUUAAUCUUGCUCAUGUGGCGACCGGAUAUAUCCGCCAAAUCUUGUAGUUCAUGUGUCCUCCAGUUGCUAGGCGUUUUUCCAAUAAAUUCAAAUCUGACAUCUUUUAUGCUCUUAAUAAUCCAAUGCCUCACACUUUUAUGCAACUUUAUACUAUUUUUUCAUAUUUUCUAAGCUCAUUUUAACUGCUUAAAAUUGAUUGAAACAUCCAGUAAACAAUUGUCAACUUAGUCCGCCAUGUUUGUUUAAAUCAACAUGCGGUUACGAAAUCAUCAAUAUUAUUUGUGUAAGAGAUGUCAUGAUUGUUUUUAAUCACACAUGUUUUAAACAUAUAUUUAAUAACUAUUUUCAGUAAAAAUAGCGUAAUUUAAGAGUUUUUGAAAUAUGUUUUGCACAGAAAGUAGAAGAGAUUGUCAAAACAAUUAAAAUGGCCGACACACCGUUAGUUUGCAGGGAGGUCAAAAUGUUAACUGCUUUUUCAUUGUGAAUACGAACUAAACAAAUUAAAAGCAGAGCACCUCUUGUGCUUUGAACAUUGUUACAAAUAUUUCACGAAAUAUUUCCAUAUGAAAUGGAUAACAGAAAUUGAUAACAGUUUUCAAAUGAGGUAAAUAUUUUUGCACAUGUUUAUCUACUUUCGCUUUUAAAUUGAAGUAAGUUGAACAUUGGAAGCGAUUUAUUUUGUUUCAAUUUAAUUGUCAGAGUCAAUCAAAGCUGAUUUAUAUAGCUUCUAAAAUGGUUUGCUGUAAUUGUAUGACAUGCAUUAAGGGGGUGAAAACUGAUUUAAAUAAAUUUUAUACUUAUUGCACAUGUCAGUAACUAAAAUAAAUGCAUGAUACUAUUACAUUGACAUAUGAUAUUUUAUAAAUAUAUUGUUAAAAUAAGUGGUAUUGAUGUAUCCCCAUUGUAGAUAGUUUAUUUACAUUGUUUAACAAUGUUUGAUGAAUGUUACUUUUAAAACUUGUUGAUAAUUAUGAAUUAAAUUUUAAAACAAAAUGUUAACAAUGGUUUUUAUACCAUUAAGUUCAAAAUCAUUGCUCAAAACGGAAAUGAUUCUCUGAACAGCAAUAUUUGAUACUACAGAUCUUACUUAUUUAUGAAUAAUUAUCUUCCCUAAUCAUAUAUCUUUUAAGAUUCCCACCUGCUAAAAUGGUGCCUAAACUUGGUUUUAUCUGUUACUUACAUAGCUCUAAAAAUGCAAUUGUAACAGUUUAAAAUAACCAGUUACCACUAAAACGACAAAAUAAAAAGUGUUGACUGAUGUUAACCUAUUUAAAAUACAUAUACAAAAACAAUAACAUAAAUAUGUUUUUUUAAUGUUUAUAUAGGUUUUAUUGGCAAUUUGUUAUCUUUGUUACAUAUUUUUUAACCUGAAUACAUCAUUCUUAUAGUUUAAUAAAUGAAAUAGUCACAAGCAUUAGACAGCUUAUCGUAAAGCUUAAACAAAUGAUAUUUUCCAUUGAUGACCAAAAUAACAAUUGAACUUUUCAUGACAUAUAGAGUAAACAAGAAUAAAUUAAAACCAGUUAAAAGGGACAUUUAAAUUCAUCAUUAACGUGUUGUAAGUGAAGAAAGCAUAAACUAAUCUUUCCUCGAAGGCAAUCAAAUCUAGGGGUGGAGAUCUGACUUAUGACUCAUUGGUAACCUCAAUUUCGUGAAUUGGGUGAAGAUAACAAUUCAACCGUUACUUAUUGGUAUGCAAUAAGAUUUAAAUUCAUUCACUAUGAGUUUAAAAUAAAUUGCAGUUGUAUAUGCAGUGUGUUUACAAUAAAUCCAGAUCAGAAUAUGCUGCCCAAAUAUACAAUGUAUGUUGCAUAUUAUGAUGGUAUUAUUAACAUGACUGGUUUUUAUGAAAUAAAAUUCUCAGAAAGAACAA
Messenger RNA from Dreissena polymorpha, 7112 nucleotides. RefSeq lists its product as uncharacterized. Lineage: Eukaryota; Metazoa; Mollusca; Bivalvia; Myida; Dreissenidae. The transcript has 5 exons. The coding region runs from base 152 to 2407 and encodes 751 amino acids. The record is from RefSeq and is a predicted model, not a curated record.